AUGUCCGUCGGAUUCGAUCAUAUUGACAUCGCUGCUUGCCGGGAAAGGGGCAUCAAACUCAGCUACACUCCUGACGUUCUGACCGAAGCCACCGCAGAACUUACAAUCGCGUUGCUGUUGGCAACUUCUCGACGCCUCUUUGAAGCUCAAAGGACUGUUAUCGAAGGUAACUGGAAAGAAUGGGAACCACUGUGGAUGUGCGGCCAAUGUGUCCAAAAUAGCGUGGUUGGUAUCGUUGGUCUUGGGCGCAUAGACGUGGAAGUGAAUGGAACGUUAACGGACUUUCACAUCUUAUUGAAAGAAAGCGAUUUUGUGAUUGUAUGUGCAAGUUCCAACAAAGAGAACGAAAACUUAUUUAACAGAGACGCGUUCGUACUAAUGAAGCCUAACUGUAUCCUCAUUAAUACUAGCAGGGGAGCCUUGGUAAAUCAGCAAGAUUUGUACGUCGCUUUGAAAUCUAGACAGAUCAAGGCUGCUGGUUUGGAUGUAUGCGUGCCGGAACCGUUACCCACUGAUCACCAGCUUCUUCAGCUGCCAAACUGUGGUGAGCACAUUCUCCUGUAUAUGGGAUUUCAGCACUGA
Molecule: messenger RNA, 582 nt
Organism: Soboliphyme baturini
Lineage: Eukaryota; Metazoa; Nematoda; Enoplea; Dioctophymatida; Soboliphymatidae
Source: the annotation of a GenBank genome assembly